GAUUUCACAGACGCUAUAAUAUCACAGAUACAAAAAUGAGUCCUCUAUCUAUCUCUAUGUUCACAACAGCACGAAUAGUUGCACACCAGCUGUGUCGGCCUCUGAAAAAUGGUUGUUUCACAAAACAAAAUGCGCGAAUCGCAGGUUGUAAGCUCUCAGAGGAUCCAGUCAGUUAACACCAAUGCAGGGCGCAGCCUGGAGGGGUUCAAGGCCCAUGCAGUCUUCCAGGAGAUCAACAAGAAGCUGGAGGAGGAUGGGGAGUCAUUUGUGAAGAAGAUUGGAGGGGUGUUUUCCUUUAAGGUGAAGGAUGGUCCGGAUGGUCAGGAAGCGACCUGGAUAGUGGACGUGAAGAAUGGCAAGGGUUGCGUUCACAAUGACACAGCAAAGAAAGCAGACUGCACCAUUUCCAUGUCAGAUGCAGACCUGCUGGCCUUGAUGACGGGGAAAAUGAACCCACAGACACCUAGCCAGCAGUGGAACAGUAGUCUGUUAGGUCCAAAAUACACGGACUAG
Salvelinus sp. IW2-2015 is the source of this 513-nucleotide messenger RNA. The record is from RefSeq and is a predicted model, not a curated record. Lineage: Eukaryota; Metazoa; Chordata; Actinopteri; Salmoniformes; Salmonidae.